Molecule: messenger RNA, 2547 nt
Organism: Postia placenta MAD-698-R-SB12
Lineage: Eukaryota; Fungi; Basidiomycota; Agaricomycetes; Polyporales; Adustoporiaceae
Exons: 2
Source: RefSeq, a predicted model, not a curated record
CGACUUCGACUAUUGUCGAAGAAACUGCGAACCGCGCCCUAGCUAAGUCGUAUCAUUUCUGGAGCCCACCGCGAGGGGAUUUCAGGCAAGAAUUCGCCGCUUUCGGGUUUCCGAAAACGUCUCCAGUAGUCACCCGCUCGCAAGCGCGUGAGGCGGCUAGUCGCAGCGCCGCCGAAAACCCCGACAGCUCCUCUCGAACGCACUCAACUCCCUCUCCGACAAUUCCCGGUAACUUCGACCGCGACGAAGAAGACGAGAUAGACCAAGAACUCCAGGACGACUUCGACGAAGAACCGAUCCCUUCGACCGCCGAAGAACGCACUUCGUCCCCCGAGCUUCUAGGCCUCACUACUUCUGACUACGACACUUCGACUCCUGAUCUUUUCGAACGAUCCGGUUCUUCGCCCGAACCCGAGGAUCCCAUCCCAUCUACUUCGAAUCUCGAACUCCCGACCCCGUCUUCUUUUCGCGCCCACGCUCAGCCAUCUAUCGCAUCCUCUUCGCGACUUUCAGUCAUACCUACAUCCGACCUGGCACCUCCGCCACCAUUAGCACCUUCGAACGCAGCUGCGAACUCCAACCCCGCACCGCCCGCACCUACGAUUCCUUCGACUACUACCGCGUCCUCUUCGAGCCCAGCUCCUAUUAACACUACGAACAUGAGUCAGAACACGAACACACCGUUGAUGCCCCCGCGCGGUCAUUCGACGGCACCGAGCUUCGACCCGUCGGAAGUCCGUUCGCUUCGGCGUUACUUCCAGGACCUCGAAGCGUUGUUCACCCGGUGUCAGAUUACCGACGAAGCGGCCAAGAAACAAUGGGCCGUUCGGUACCCUUCGAUCGACGUCGCCGACUUAUGGGAAACCAUCGAGUCCUUCAUCAACGUAGCCAAGAGCUACAACGACUGGAAAGCCGACGUACGAGCACUCUAUCCUGGCGCCGACGAUACAAGAAAGUGGUCGCUGGCAGACAUGGAUCAGCUCAUUGGAGAACGCGCUCGUAUCGGGAUUCACAAUGCGGCAGAUCUGGGCUGCUAUUACCGUGACUUCAUGGCCAUUACGAAACAUCUUAUCGCACAGAACCGACUCUCCCCUAUCGAACAAAGUCGCGCAUUUCUUCGAGGAUUCCAGCCAGCGUUGCUCACACGGCUCGAGACCCGACUACACCUCAAGCACCCCGAUCACUACGCCGACGACCCAUACACCAUGGCAGAGAUUCACGCGGCGGCUACUUUCAUUCUACACGGUACAUCGAGCACACCUACGACCGCGGCGAACCAAGCUAUCGCUUCGACAUCGAACACUUCGACAACGGUGCCCCCCGGGAUGAUCAAGACCGAAGACAUCUCGAUGAUCAUCGAAAGCCUGUCGAGGACGAUCGCAACACUCAUUCAGCCGACGACGCACGCUACGCACAACCACGCCCCCGCACCGAGACAACAGGCUGCCGUCCACGCCCAUGAGAACAGCGGAGCUGAACAGACGUGCCACUACUGCGGCAAUCGUGGCUGCAGGGUGGGCACCUGCGAGUUCGCGGAGAUCGACAUUCGGGACGGCAAGUGCAAACGGAACACCGAUGGCAAGAUCGUUCUUCCAAACGGAAGUUUCUGCCCCCGCACUAUCCCUGGUCUCACAAUACGAGAUCGAAUCUACGAGUGGCAUAGAAGAAAUCCCGCAGCACCCGCCACUCCGACAAUGCUCUUCGAGAUCGACGAUCGCUCGACUGUGCAAACGUUCACGCUCAACACCAGCGGCAGGAUCGAGGCGCUCGAGCGAGAACUCCUUCAGCUUCGGAAGCGAAGAGAGGUCUUCGACGGCGUCGAGAUUCUACAGCGGAAGAAGCCUACGACGCCAGCCGUCCCGAAGAGCGCGGAAGCCUCGGGAUCUGGUACAUCGAAGGGAGUGGCGGCACCCUCGAGCACUUCAACAAGCACGGCCCCACCUCCGACGAUACCAGCAGCAGCACCCGCGCCGCCUUCUUCGCCGCCUACGCAAUCCACUACUAUGUCCGCUCCCCCAGCACCACCAGUACACCCCUUCGCAAACGCUCGCGACGCAACCUACGCCCCACCGAAUGUUCGAAACUUCGCAACUCCGCCGAAGCCCUCGAACGACAAGGGCAAGGAACCAGCGUACAAGACCAUCGUCCCCGUUAUCCAGCCGAAGCUCGCCGAGGAAAUCUUCCAGCGUUCAAUGAAGUCGCAGUUCGUCACGCUGACCCCAGAAGAAUUGCUUUCGAUCGCGCCAGACGUUCGAACCAAGUACCGCGACGCCGUCACCCCUAAGCGAGUCUUGACGGAACCCGUCGCGUCGGCCCACAUCGUAGAAAUCGGCGCCGACGAGGUCACGGCCGUCAACCAGCUCUCGUGUUCAGGCGCAACGUUGGAACCCGGUGCUACGAUCGUCCCCGACCCCUACGAAACAUAUCUGAAGCACAUCCCUCACGGCGAGCACCCCGCAGAAUUCACCGUCGCACGCGAUUCGAAUGCGAUUCGUUCGAUCAUCGCGUUGGUCGACAACAAAGAGCAGAUCGAAUGCAUCGUCGACC